AUGCAUGAUUUUCACCAACUCAUUCACACAAAUCAAAUUCCAUUCCAAAACCAAUCACCAAAAAAGAGAGAAAUAUCAAUGGGAGAAGGCAGAAGAAGCCGCAAGAAAUGCUUAGCAUACGUUGCAGCAUUCAUAGUGUUCCAAACAGCCGUCAUUUUAGCCUUCGCUCUCACCGUUAUGAACAUCAAAAGCCCGAAGGUGAGGUUCAACGCCAUGGUUGUCGAAAGCUUCAGCUCCAGCAACAGCACCGCCACUUCCAUCAACAUGAAGCUGCUCACGCAACUCACCAUUAAAAACACCAACUUCGGCCAUUUCAAGUAUGGCGAGAGCACUCUCGUCAUACUGCACAAGGGUGUGCCACUCGGGGAGCAUGUCAUCCCCAAGGGGCGCACCAAGGCCAAGAAAACGCAGAAGUUUGAGAUUUCCGUGGACGUGAGCACGACCAAGGCAUCGGGUGGUGAAUUGAGAAAUGAGAUUAAUUCUGGGAUUUUGAAGCUCAGCAGCCAAGCAAAAUUGAGUGGGAAGGUGCAUUUGUUUAAGGUGAUCAAGAAGAAGAAAUCUGGGGAAAUGAAGUGUGAUUGGGACAUUAAUUUGGGCACUAGGCAGGUGGAAAAUUUGAACUGCAAUUGAAUUAUAUUUUACUUUCUUUUUGAAGUUUGAUCUCUUUGCUUUCAUUUGAGUUUGUAUUUUUUUAUAUAUAGUUUUUUUUUUGGUAUUUUUACUUGUGUAACUAGUGAUCUCUUAUUCAUUAUUUACGUUGAUUUAUAUUUG
Messenger RNA from Salvia splendens (bonfire salvia), 771 nucleotides. Its product is annotated as late embryogenesis abundant protein At1g64065. NCBI's taxonomy places the organism in Eukaryota, Viridiplantae, Streptophyta, Magnoliopsida, Lamiales, Lamiaceae. The transcript is spliced from 2 exons. Bases 1 to 630 code for a protein of 209 amino acids. The record is from RefSeq and is a predicted model, not a curated record.